Maylandia zebra (zebra mbuna) is the source of this 1081-nucleotide messenger RNA. RefSeq names its product calpain, small subunit 1 b (gene capns1b). Gene Ontology annotation, molecular function: calcium ion binding. Gene Ontology annotation, cellular component: calpain complex. Lineage: Eukaryota; Metazoa; Chordata; Actinopteri; Cichliformes; Cichlidae. The record is from RefSeq and is a predicted model, not a curated record.
UGACGCAUUGAAAAAGAACGCUGUCAGUGGGCUCGCCCUGCAGUUCCUCCGUGUCCGUGUUCCCCGCAGUCCGUGAUCGUCUCUGUCGCCGGCUCCGCGGUCUCUGCCUCCGUCUGUCCUCAGCUGAAGCUUCUAUCGACGCCAAAAUGUUUCUGUUAAAAGGAGUGAUCGGGAGCGUCAUCAAAUCUGUGACCGACAUCGACCCGUCUCAGUUCAUGCCGUCAGACCCUCCUCCUCCCCGCAGACCUCUGCAGUUCGCUGAGGCCAAUGAGAGCGAAGAGGAGAAACAGUUUCGGAGGGUUUUCAAACAGCUGGCUGGAGAUGACAUGGAGGUGAGUCCCAAUGAACUGAUGAACAUCUUGAAUAAAGUGGUCUGCAAACAUGGGAAGCUGAAGACCGACGGCUUCAGCAGUGAGUCCUGCAGGAGUAUGGUUGCUGUGAUGGACAGUGACAGCACAGGAAAACUGGGCUUCCACGAGUUCAAGUACCUCUGGAAUAACAUCAAGAGAUGGCAGGGCAUCUACAUUAACUAUGACACCGAUAACUCAGGUGUGAUCAGCGCUAGCGAGGUGCCUGGUGCCUUCAAGGCUGCAGGCUUCCCGCUGAAUGACCAGCUCUACAAGAUGAUUAUCCGUCGCUAUAGUGAUGAGAACGGCGAUAUGGACUUUGACAAUUUCAUUGGCUGCCUGGUGCGACUGGACGCCAUGUGCAGAGCGUUCAAGACGCUGGAUAAGGACAACAGCGGCACCAUCGAUCUGGACGUCAAGGAGUGGCUUCAGCUCACGAUGUAUUCGUGAGGCGACGGAGGGAAGCCUCUCCACAGCUUCUCACUUCUCACACCUUCUCCUUCCUCUCACUGAACCCGCGAUGCGCAGUUAUCGUCUUCAUCUCUGUAACGGGACCAAAACGCCGGCACUGAGCAGACACGAAGGGAAAGCUCGUGCUGCCGUUGCACUCUCCGGCGCUGCGGCAUCUCUGUGUUAAAGAUUUCUGUUCUUUUGUCUCUAAAUGAAUUUUAUUAGGCUGAAAGUUUGAUGACUCUGAAUGUUUGAAAGAAUAAACUGACACAGCUGAUGCUACA